AUGAGAGUGAGACAUUCAUUUGUAGGAAAAGCUGAAGUUUCUAUCCUCGAAGGAACAGGAAAAUAUUCUUGGUGACUCGGGACAGUGGACCUGCAAAGAUGGCAACCGCCUAUCUAACCCACCAACAGAAGGUCUUACGGCUUUAUAAGAGAGCCCUUAGACACCUGGAAUCCUGGUGCAUCUUUAGAGAUAAGUAUCGCUUCUAUGCCUGUCUGCUGAGAGCUCGAUUUGAUGAGAAUAAGCAUGAGAAGGACUUGGUCAAAGCAACAAUGAUGCUGAAAGCUGGUGAGGAGGAAUUUUGGGCCAAUCAGCAUCCACAGCCCUACCUGUUCCCAGACUCACCUGGCGGGACAUCCUAUGAGAGAUAUGAAUGCUAUAAGGUUCCUGAGUGGUGCCUGGAUCACUGGCAUCCCUCGGAGAAGGCCAUGUACCCAGACUACUUUGCCAAGAGGGAACAGUGGAAGAAGUUGCAGGCGCAGAGCUGGGAUAGAGAGGUCCAGCAGCUGCAGGAGGAGACCCCUGAAGGCGGAGUCAGGUCUGAAGCCCUGCCCCCAGCUCGUAAGGAGGGGGACCUGCCCCCCCUCUGGUGGCAGUAUGUCACUCGCCCCAGAGAGCGUCCUAUGUGAACCUCGUCGCUGCCGAGAGCAGCCAACUUUGUGUCACCCUUCAAACCUACACCUGUAUUCUGUGAAUUCUCCCUCUAUAGGUAUAAUAAAUAUAUAUUG
Chanos chanos (milkfish) is the source of this 725-nucleotide messenger RNA. RefSeq names its product NADH dehydrogenase [ubiquinone] 1 beta subcomplex subunit 9. The transcript has 5 exons. Gene Ontology annotation, biological process: mitochondrial electron transport, NADH to ubiquinone. The coding region runs from base 99 to 626 and encodes 175 amino acids. The record is from RefSeq and is a predicted model, not a curated record. NCBI's taxonomy places the organism in Eukaryota, Metazoa, Chordata, Actinopteri, Gonorynchiformes, Chanidae. Gene Ontology annotation, cellular component: respiratory chain complex I.